UUGCCCCGACACGUCGUCGGUUUUUGCUGAGUCGCAUUUUGUUUACGACCACAGAAACAUGUCAAAAAAAUGCAGCGUGCGCACGCUGAGCGACAGCGCUCUGGCCGAGCUGGCCAACCUGCUGGUGUCCACCAUCAGCUAUGUGCAGUACGCCCCCGAUGUCCAUCUAGACAUCAAUAUUGUGAUGGUCGAGCUGAAUGAGUAUCUGGCCCAGUCGGGUGCCACAUCGAACAUCUACCAGGAUCUGCUGCGGGUCAUACUCAGCUCGGACUAUCUAGACGCCAACAUGAGGUUCACCUGCCUGCAAAUGCUGCUCAAUUGCGGCGUCACCUUCCUUUUUACGGAGGUCUUUCCGUUCAGUUACUAUGAAAAGAUUCUUCAGGUUAUUGCUGCUCAGGGCGCUGGCCUGCGGGUCCUUAACAUCAAAGGCAUCUGGGUGAAGGAGGAGCACAUGCACUACAUGUACGACAUAGUGAGACGCUGCAAGCAGCUGGUGAAGCUGUAUGUCCCGUACAUAGCCAACGAUCAGUUGCUGGAGGAGAUUGGCAAAUGGUCAACACGCCUGCAAAUUCUGGACAUCUCCGGGGAGACGGACAUUACAGAGAUUGGCAUUGAUGUGCUGGCCAAAGGAGUCUGUUCGCAGUCCCUGACUGUUGUGGACGUGGGCAUGCCCGGAGAGGAGAACAUCUGCUACUCGGACGUUGCCCUCAUUCUAGAGCACUGCCCACAGGUGGAGACGCUGUCCACAUAUUCGUUUGUGGGCGCCUCCCUUAAGUUCAUCUUCGACAAUGUCGACGACCAUUUCAAGUGCCGGCUAAGGUACGUCCACGACACGGCCACGGAUGAGGCCACGCUGCAGGUGAUUAUGCAGACGUGUCCGCGACUGGAGACCCUCUACCUGGACUCGCCCAAGACAGGUUCCCUCCGGGCCCUGCACACACGAACCCUGCGAAAACUGAAGAUCAAUAGGUUUGUGGUGGCUGAGUUGUUGCCCCUCCUGGAGCGGCCCAUUGGCCGAAAUCUGCGCCAUCUGACCAUGAUCAAGGGCACUGGGAACUUGGAGCUGGGCAAGCUGGCACGGCUAUGCCCCUCGCUGAUCGAUCUCGACUGCUACUUGAUAGACAGUUUGUCGUACGGUCAGGCUCAGGCCAAAUUCCAGCAACUGGAGGGUUUGGAAAUCCUCAGCAGUGCCAUUAUGACGAGUUCUCUGAAAGCCUUUCUCUGCAGUUGCACGGACCUCAAGCGCAUGGCCGUGGAUACUGUGGACUUUACCGAUGAGGAUAUCAUCAGCAUGUUUGUGCAGCACGACUUCAAGGUUCUGGAAGAUAUUUGGUUCACUUUGGCGCCAGAACUCACCGUGCAAGCUGUCGAGUUACUCUUGGAGAGCUGCCCGGAACUGCAAUCUGUGGGGCAGUUAACGGGCUGGUCCCUGACGCCCGAUGAUUUGGCCCUCAUUCGUGGUCUUCUUAAGAGCGGCAACUCGAGCAUUGUACUAACGCCAAAUGGUUUUCUUGCUUGACGCCUACAAUAGAAGUUGUGGUAACGCCCACCAAAGCGGAUGUGGUUUUUGUAAACAAAAAAAUGUGUGUUGUGUAUUCUAAUUUGCUUGUGAUAUUAAUAAAAUAAAGUUUGUUAAAUUUUUAAAUUUUA
Molecule: messenger RNA, 1650 nt
Organism: Drosophila pseudoobscura
Lineage: Eukaryota; Metazoa; Arthropoda; Insecta; Diptera; Drosophilidae
Exons: 5
Coding region: 59-1519 (486 amino acids)
Source: RefSeq, a predicted model, not a curated record